Molecule: messenger RNA, 307 nt
Organism: Meloidogyne enterolobii
Lineage: Eukaryota; Metazoa; Nematoda; Chromadorea; Rhabditida; Meloidogynidae
Source: the annotation of a GenBank genome assembly
UUAUUAUUCAUUUCCAAACAAAAUAAUUCUAACAGGUUUUUUUAAAUUCUUUUUCCUUUAUUUUUGCCUUUCAAGGAUUCAAAUUAUUGGAUUGAGUGCUACUUUAGGUGAUAAUGAAUUACAUAAAAUGUUGGCUAAUUGGAUUGAUGCCCGAACUUUUCAAACAGAAUUUCGUCCACUAGAAUUGCACGAAUAUUUAGUUCAUGAAAAUGGUCAUAUUUUUAAUUUACUUGAAAAUGGGGAAAAAUGUAGAGAAUUGAACGAAAAUUUUCUGAUUAAAGGAGAUAAUAAAUGCAUAAUUGGGUAA